AUGGAACCCUCCCAGGUCAAGAUCCCGCCCAUGAAAGACCUGACGGUGGACAAUAUCACCGAAAACGUCAUCCGCAUGAACUCGCUCUGCGAAGACGAGCGCAUGAAAUACGUCCUCGAGCGCCUCAUCUCGCAUCUACACGACUUCGCCCGCGAAACAAGACUCAGUUCCAAAGAAUGGAUGACAGGUUUACAGUUCUUAACGGAGGUGGGGAAGAUCUGCUCUGAUGUGCGACAGGAAUUCAUCCUCCUCUCUGACAUCCUCGGCCUCUCCAUCCUCGUCGACUCAAUCGACCACCCCAAACCCCCCAACUCAACAGAAGGCACAGUCCUCGGCCCCUUCCACACCCACGAAGCCCAAGAAAUGUCCCCCGGCGACCCCAUCUCCCACGACCCGAAAGGCCAGCCGCUGCUCGUCGUCUGCACCCUCAAAGACACCCAGGGGCGACCCAUCGAAAACGCCAAGAUCGAUAUAUGGGAGACGGAUUCAACGGGCCACUACGAUGUGCAGUAUGCGGAUCGCGAGGGGCCCGACGGUCGGUGCGUGAUGCGCAGUGAUAAGGACGGCGUGUUUUGGUUUAAGGCGAUAACGCCGGUGCCGUAUCCGAUUCCGCAUGAUGGCCCGGUGGGGAAACUUUUGAAGGUGUUGCGGAGGCAUCCGUUUCGGCCUAGUCAUAUGCAUUUUAUGUUUGAGAAGGAGGGGUUUGAUCAUUUGAUUACGGCGCUUUAUCUCAGGAAUGAUCCGUAUGAGACUUCGGAUGCGGUUUUUGGGGUGAAGGAUUCUCUGGUGGUUGAUCAGGGGAAGGCGGGCCCCGAGUAUGCGGAGAAGUAUAAUGUCUCUGAGGAUCAUGCUCUUCUGACGUAUGAUUUUGUUUUGGUGUCCGAUGCUGAGACGAGCGCGUUGCGCGAGCGGAACUCCAAGGUGGCGUUGGAUAACCUGGGUCGUAAGGUGAAGAUUGUGAACGGGCUGCCUGUUCCUGACCUCGAUUAGGUGGGCAUCUUUAGUAGAAGGAACUAUGUGAUGCGAGAUGAAUUAGUAUGGUUGUCAUUUACGUCGUUAUGUACAGUAUAUCAAUGGAAACGUGGCAUCAAUCGCCGCCACGAGGUUCAACCAUAUCUCCAAAAUCAUCCCCAUCGUCGACGGGUAUAGCCGGGCGGAUAUCACCCUCUUUCAAGCGUCGCAGUCCGUCUCCGUCUUCCACCCAGCCGCCGACCUUCUCCACUCCCUCGAUAUACUCCGUGCCAACUUGUAGGUUUAAGCCGGCACUGAGCGUUCGUUCGAUCCUGGUUUCACGAGACUGUGAUAUGAGAGCCCGGAAGACAUGGGCAAGAAACCCGCUCAGGAUAUCAACACUCCAGUCAUCCGGAAUAAGUUGGAGGACCUCGCCCACAUCGAACCACGACCCAAAGCGUGCCAAGAGGUCACUGGUUCGUUCUAUGCAUUCCGAAGGAUCUUGGAUGUGUAGGAACUCGUCAAGCAGAUACCCGAACAGCUCGCACUGAUGUGAUCGGUCAGCAAACUCGGCCGGGGUCUUUGUCGAGCUCGUACUCCGAGGUCCCCCGAAUAGACAGUAUCGAACUGCAGAGUCGUAGUCGCCUAGGCCGUGUGU
Molecule: messenger RNA, 1609 nt
Organism: Aspergillus alliaceus
Lineage: Eukaryota; Fungi; Ascomycota; Eurotiomycetes; Eurotiales; Aspergillaceae
Product: intradiol ring-cleavage dioxygenase
Exons: 3
Coding region: 1-990 (329 amino acids)
Biological process (GO): catechol-containing compound metabolic process
Molecular function (GO): catechol 1,2-dioxygenase activity; ferric iron binding
Source: RefSeq, a predicted model, not a curated record